AUGGGAUUAGAAGACAACGCACUUGUGCGUAAAUAUGUUAACGUCGGAGAAAAGAAGGAGGGAUCCACUGGAAUGGGGAUCUUUGUCGGAUUGUUUGCUGCUUUUGGAGGUGUUUUGUAUGGUUACGACACUGGAACCAUCAGUGGAAUCUUGGGUAUGAAUUAUGUGACUGAAAGAUUUCCCCAAGAUUGGAAACAUGACAGUGGAGUUCCACAACAUACAUUUUCUUCAUCGGAAAAAUCUCUUAUUGUGUCGAUUUUAUCGGUGGGUACUUUUUUUGGAUCUUUGCUUGCUCCUAUACUUAACGAUACCCUUGGACGUCGUUAUACGUUGAUUAUUUCCUCGUUAAUUGUGUUCAAUGUGGGAGUUAUUUUACAAACUGCUGCCACAGCCAUUCCAUUAUUCUGUGCGGGUAGAGCCAUUGCUGGAUUUGGAGUGGGAUUAAUUUCUUCUUGUGUUCCACUUUACCAAUCAGAAUGUACACCCAAGUGGAUUAGAGGUGCAGUUGUGUCUCUUUAUCAAUGGGCAAUUACCAUUGGAUUGUUACUUGCAGCCUGUGUCAACCAAGGAACCAAAAACAGAAAUGAUUCUGGAUCUUAUAGAAUUCCAAUUGCAAUUCAAUUCUUGUGGUCGUUGAUUUUGGGUAUGGGAAUGAUCUUUUUGCCUGAAUCUCCUCGGUUCUAUAUCCAUGUUGGUAAAGAUGACAAAGCCAAAGAUUCGUUGAGAAGAUUGAGAAAAUUUACCAAUUGA
Molecule: messenger RNA, 750 nt
Organism: Meyerozyma guilliermondii ATCC 6260
Lineage: Eukaryota; Fungi; Ascomycota; Pichiomycetes; Serinales; Debaryomycetaceae
Exons: 1
Coding region: 1-750 (249 amino acids)
Biological process (GO): transmembrane transport; carbohydrate transport
Cellular component (GO): membrane
Molecular function (GO): carbohydrate:proton symporter activity
Source: RefSeq, a predicted model, not a curated record